This is a messenger RNA of Sinocyclocheilus grahami, 1254 nucleotides long. Its product is annotated as opsin-5-like. Gene Ontology annotation, molecular function: G protein-coupled receptor activity. Lineage: Eukaryota; Metazoa; Chordata; Actinopteri; Cypriniformes; Cyprinidae. The transcript is spliced from 5 exons. Gene Ontology annotation, cellular component: membrane. Gene Ontology annotation, biological process: G protein-coupled receptor signaling pathway. The record is from RefSeq and is a predicted model, not a curated record. Bases 1 to 900 code for a protein of 299 amino acids.
AUGGAUCGAUACACCUCUAAACUGUCUCCUGCUGUUGAUUAUGGUGCGGGAACGUUCUUGCUGGUGGUUGGAUGGCUCUCGAUGAUUCCUGUGCAAGCUGAAGUCAGCACACGGGUGAAUGAGUUUGUUGUAGAUGAGAUUGAAAACCCCUGGAUGAUAUUUGCAGUCAAUUUAGACGGAGAAACUGGAAUGGAUCGAUACACCUCUAAACUGUCUCCUGCUGUUGAUUAUGGUGCGGGAAUGUUCUUGCUGGUGGUUGGUAGCAAGUUUCAAAGAAAAACUAUCAGUAUAAUGAUCGGUGUGAUCUGGCUGUAUUCUCUGCUCUGGGCAUUGUUUCCUUUUCUGGGAUGGGGAGGAUAUGGGCCGGAACCCUACGGUUUGGCCUGCUCUGUGGACUGGACCGGGUACCAGCACUCCUUAAAUGGCUCUUCGUUCAUUAUGGCUUUGGCCAUCCUGUGCACCCUGAUCCCAUGUGCGGUCAUCCUGUUCUCCUACACUGGCAUCGCCUGGAAGCUCCACAAGGCCUAUCAGUCCAUCCAGACCAAUGAUAACCUUCCCAACUCUGGGGCCGUUGAGAGGAAAGUCACCCUGAUGGGCAUCCUGAUCAGUGCCGGCUUUAUUGUAUCCUGGACGCCCUACGUGUUCAUCAGUCUCUGGACCAUGUUUAACUCUGAUGGCAAAGACAGUGUGGCGCCCAUUGUCAGCUUGCUACCCUGCCUCUUUGCAAAAUGCUCAACGGUGUACAACCCCUUAGUCUACUAUGUUUUCCGCAAAUCUUUCCGCAGAGAGCUUCGGCAAAUCCGGAUGUAUUGUUGCUGGGAUGCUGUGAGCAAAAUGACACUCUGUAUAGGAACAGAAAGCUCAGAGGAAACUAGCAGGGCACAAGAGACAGCAGAGUGAACACACACUAAAUAAAAAGAAAAAGGUUGCCGGAUGGUUUGCAAUAUGGAACCGCUUGGACUCGGUGUGCUAUGGCAUUUUAUAAGAGCAUCAAGUCUGUGUCUGCAGCAGCCUACAGUAGUGCACUACUGCAUGAACAUGGGACACGGAAUAAAGUAAUUAGCAGAGGAAAUUUUUGGAAACAUUUCAUAAAGAUUCAUAUUUUGAUGCCAGUGAAACAAGCAGCACUUUAGCUUCAGAUAUUCACUGUCCCAGUCAAAUGCUGCCUGUUUGAACAAUGUCUUAUUCUUUUCUCCUUUUACCUUAUCUUUUACUGCUGCCUAACCUUUUAGCUUUCGGCAGAUUAUUGUGAGA